This is a messenger RNA of Miscanthus lutarioriparius, 675 nucleotides long. Lineage: Eukaryota; Viridiplantae; Streptophyta; Magnoliopsida; Poales; Poaceae. The record is from the annotation of a GenBank genome assembly.
AUGGCCUCGGCCGGCGACGACGCGCACGAGGUCGACGACAAGUACCUCCGCGACAUUGUCGUCAGCUUCCUCCUGGCCGGGCGCGACACCGUGUCGUCCGCGCUCACCACGCUCUUCAUGCUCCUGUCCAGCAACCCAACCGUGGCGGCCACCAUGCGCGCGGAGGCCAGCGACGAGUCGGCUCCGCUCACGUACGAGCGCCUCAAGCGCCUGCACUACACCCACGCGGUGCUGUACGAGAACAUGCGGCUGUUCCCGCCGGUGCAGUUCGACUCCAAGUUCUGCGCGGGGCCCGACGUGCUCCCCGACGGCACCUACGUGGCCGGCGGCGCGCGCGUGACGUACCACCCCUACGCCAUGGGCCGGAUGCCGCGCAUCUGGGGCGCCGACCACGGCGCGUUCCGCCCCGACCGCUGGCUCACUGGCCCCGGCGGGGCGUUCGUCCCCGAGAGCCUGUACAGGUACCCCGUGUUCCAGGCGGGCCUCCGCGUCUGCCUCGGCAAGGAGCUCGCCGUCACCGAGAUGAAGGCGGUCGCCGUGGCCGUGGUCAGGGCGUUCGACGUCGAGGUCGUCGGGGACAGUGGCGCCGCCGCCUGCGCGCCAAAGUUCGUGUCCGGGCUCACCGCCUCCAUCAGCGGCGGGCUUCCAGUGAGGAUCAGGAGAGUUGUUCGUUAG